AGAUACGGCCAGAGCACUGAGAGAUAUCAGGUAUUGAUGUAACUGGAGUGAAUAAGGGAACCUUCUUCCUGAGCACAGACAUUUAAGCCUGUUAUCAGCAUGAACUCAUAUGUGUUAGACAAAUAUUUGAAUAGUUCAUAUCUAUCCUUCACUACAGAAAGCAUCAGAAUGAUACCGCAAACUCCAAAAAUCUUAAACACCAAUGACUAUUCACAAACAUUGGAGAUAUCACAAAAGAUAUUAAAAGACAAUGGUGAAUUGGCAGGAACUGGGCAGCAAUCACUAUGUACAGAGAGUAAUUUAGUCAUCAAACAAGAGGACAACAUUUAUGCCUUAUCUGGUGAAAUUAUUAUCCCCGAGGAUAAACCACACACAUUUACUGAGUUUUCAAAACAUAUUAAAGAAGGGAAAAGUCUACAGUCUAGCCAAAUGAUUCAUAUAAAGGAGGAACCUUUCAAAUCUACAGAAUGUGAGAAAAGCUUUAGAUGGAAAUCUCCUCUACUAGAACACCACAAAAUUCACACAGGUGAGAAUCCACACACAUGUACUGAGUGCGGCAAAUGUUUUACACACAUGAAUUAUUUGAAAACUCAUAAAAACUUUCACACAGGAGAAAAGCCUUUCACAUGUACAGAGUGUGGAAAAAGUUUUACACAUAAGAGUGAUCUGAAAAUGCAUGAAAGGGGUCACACAGGAGAAAAGCCUUUCAAAUGUACAGAGUGUGGGAAAAGUUUUACACAAAAGAGUGAUCUGAAAAAGCAUGAAAGGAGUCACACCGGAGAAAAACCGUUCACAUGUACAGAGUGUGGAAAAUGCUUUACACGACAGGAUAAUUUGAAAAUUCAUAAAAUGAGUCACACAGGGGAAAAGCUGUUCACAUGUACAGAGUGUGAAAAAAGUUUUACAGUAAAGAGUAGUCUGCAAACUCAUGAAAGGAUUCACACAGGAGAAAAGCCUUUCACAUGUACAGAGUGUGGAAAAAGUUUUACACAUAAGAGUAAUCUGAAAAAACAUGAGAGGAUUCACACAGGGGAAAAGCCCUUCACAUGUACAGAGUGUGGAAAAAGUUUUACAGUAAAGAGUAGACUGAAAAGUCAUGAAAGGAGUCACACAGGAGAAAAGCCUUUCACAUGUACAGAGUGUGGAAAAUGUUUUACAGUAAAGAGUGAUCUGAAAAAGCAUGAAAGGAUUCACACAGGGGAAAAGCCCUUCACAUGUACAGAGUGUGGAAAAAGUUUUAAAGAUAAGAGUAGUCUGAAAAGUCAUGAAAGGAUUCACACAGGAGAAAAGCCUUACACAUGUACUAAAUGUGGCAAAUGUUUCACACAAAUGGAUCAUCUGAAAACUCAUAAAAAGAUUCACACAGGAGAGAAGCCUUUCACAUGUACAGAGUGUGGAAAAAGUUUUACACAAAAGAGUAAUCUGAAAAGGCAUGAAAGGAGUCACACAGGAGAAAAGCCUUUCACAUGUACAGAGUGUGGAAAAAGUUUUACACAAAUGGAUAAUCUGAAAAUUCAUGAAAUGAUUCACACAGGGGAAAAGCCUUUCACAUGUACAGAGUGUGGAAAAAGUUUUAUACAAAAGAGUGAUCUGAAAAAGCAUGAAAGGAAUCACACAGGGAAAAAGCCUUUCACAUGUACAGAGUGUGGAAAAAGUUUUAUAGAAAAAAGUGAUCUGAAAAAGCAUGAAAGGAUUCACACAGGGGAAAAGCCUUUCACAUGUACAGAGUGUGGAAAAAGUUUUACACGAAAGAGUGGUCUGAAAAAGCAUGAAAGGAUUCACACAGGGGAAAAGCCGUUCACAUGUACAGAGUGUGGAAAAAGUUUUAUGCACAUGAGUAAUCUGAAAUAUCAUGAAAUGAGUCACACAGGGCAAAAGCCUUUCACAUGUACAGAGUGUGGAAAAAGUUUUACACAAAUGAGUAAUCUAAAAACUCAUGAAAUGAUUCACACAGGAGAAAAGCCUUUCACAUGUACAGAGUGUGGAAAAAGUUUUAUACAAAUGGAUAAUCUGAAAACUCAUGAAAUGAUUCACACAGGAGAAAAGCCUUUCACAUGUACAGAGUGUGGAAAAAGUUUUACAGAAAAGAGUAAACUUAAAACUCAUGAAAGAAUUCACACAGGAGAAAAGCUUUUCACGUGUACAGAGUGUGGAAAAAGUUUUACACAAAAGAAUGAUCUGAAAAAGCAUGAAAGGAGUCACACAGGAGAAAAGCCUUUCACAUGUACAGAGUGUGGAAAAUGUUUUACACGAACAGAUAAUCUGAAAACUCAUGAAAAGAUUCACACAAGAGCCUUUCACAUGUACAGAGUGCGUAAAAAGAAACCUUUCACAUGUUUAGAAAGUGGGAAAAAAUGUUUUUAUUGAAAUCAGGUAUCACAAAACAGCAAAUAUUAACACAAAAAUAAACUUUCUAUACACAGUGUACCACCUUUUUACAAUUAUCCUAAAGAGGACAAACUCUCUAAAUAGAAACAUCAAAAAGGAUCCAAUUGUAAAUAAUACUUUCUAAAUCCCAGUUAUAAAAGCCCCAGAUUGGUAAUGCUCUCCUGCUGUCCUUUGUUCCUCUAUAUGUGCACCUCAGUUUCUCUCAUAUCAAUAUGAUAGAAUACAAGGCCACACAGGAAUAUACAAAUCUGUCCUCAUACUGACCAGUUUACACAGCCAUUCACCAUCAAAGCACCCCCAGUGUUGUUUAUUAAUAUGCCAGUGUUAUGAGUUGUACAUUUGAUUUACAUAGGGGAGGAAAUAAUUAUAUUUACAGAAUAAAUUAGUCUUUAUAUGAAUAGAGUGUUAGAAAAUUAUAUAAACAAGAACAUCAGUCUCAAAUGAUUGACAUCUGGGAGAUAUAUUUAAUGUGCACAUCAUGUGGAUAAACCUUUUCUUAUAGCAAUAGAUGCUUAGCAUUGUACAUGUUAUACACCAGAGGAAUUACUGAGGGGAAACUGAUUUUAUUAAAUGAGACACAAUAUCAGUAACCGGUACAUACGUGAUCAUAAUCAGUUUCAUUAAAUGGCUACUAUAACCUACAUGUAUACUGGGUAUGUAAUAUGUGUGUCGUGUGAUCAUAAUCAGUUUAAUUUAAAUGGCUACUAUAACCUACAUGUAUACUGGGUAUGUAAUAUGUGUGUCAUGUGAUCAUAAUCAGUUUAAUUUAAAUGGCUACUAUAACCUACAUGUAUACUGGGUAUGUAAUAUGUGUGUCAUGUUCUGUAACUUGAUAUAGAUGUUUUCAUGUUAGUUAGAAGCCACAAGAACUGAUAAUAGCACAUACUGUAUAUAUAAAGGGAACAUCAUAUGUCUGAUAAAUCCCUUUGUAUCAAGAGCACAAGUGUUAGGUAUAUUUAUACCAUUGUGUGCAUAUAUCAUGUAAUGCUGCUGUUUACUAUAUAAUGAUAUACAAUGUUUUUUCAUGCAAAUAAAAAGUGAUCCAGACCAGUA
Molecule: messenger RNA, 3441 nt
Organism: Bombina bombina (fire-bellied toad)
Lineage: Eukaryota; Metazoa; Chordata; Amphibia; Anura; Bombinatoridae
Product: oocyte zinc finger protein XlCOF6-like
Exons: 3
Coding region: 100-2367 (755 amino acids)
Biological process (GO): regulation of transcription by RNA polymerase II
Molecular function (GO): RNA polymerase II cis-regulatory region sequence-specific DNA binding; DNA-binding transcription factor activity
Source: RefSeq, a predicted model, not a curated record